Molecule: messenger RNA, 2144 nt
Organism: Photinus pyralis (common eastern firefly)
Lineage: Eukaryota; Metazoa; Arthropoda; Insecta; Coleoptera; Lampyridae
Gene: l(3)73Ah
Product: polycomb group RING finger protein 3
Exons: 4
Coding region: 15-788 (257 amino acids)
Biological process (GO): regulation of transcription by RNA polymerase II
Cellular component (GO): PRC1 complex
Source: RefSeq, a predicted model, not a curated record
CCUCGACCUCUUUAAUGUAUUCAGUUGAAAGAAACACAUGUUGUGUAUUGACGGUGAUGUGGUUAAGUUUACAGUGUAUCUUAAAAAUAGUGUAUAAUUGUAUGAAAUUGAUCAUGGAAAGAAGAAUCAAAUUAAAAACAUUAAAUAGUCACAUAACGUGCAAAAUUUGCCGCGGGUAUUUCAUAGAUGCAACAACAGUAACCGAAUGUUUACAUACCUUUUGCAAAAGUUGCUUAGUUAAGCAUUUGGAAGAGAACAACACAUGCCCGACAUGCACCAUUGUCAUACAUCAAUCACAUCCGUUGCAAUAUAUCAGUUUCGAUCGUACAAUGCAAGACAUAGUUUACAAAUUGGUUCCCGAUCUCCAAAAAAAUGAAACAAAUCGUGAACGUGAAUUUUAUAGACUCCGUGGCUUACCGUGUCCAAAAGACAUACCUCCUAAUCCGGGAGAUAUCGUCGAAGAUAAGCCGGCCAGCGAUGUGCACGCAGAAUCGGAUUAUCAUCGGCAAGACGAGCAAGUGAACGUUUGCUUGGAGUGUAUUAGUUCUAAUUUAAAAACUCUUAAACGGAGGUUUAUUCGAUGUUCCGCGCAAACUACAAUACUCCACCUGAAGAAGUUGGUGGCGAAAAAAGUUUUAAAUGGAAUGGAAAAGUAUAGAGAUAUUGAUAUAUUGUGCAAUGAUGAACUGCUAGGAAAGGAUCAUACUUUGAAAUUUGUCUACGUUACCCGAUGGAGGUUUCAGAAUCCACCAUUAAUCCUGCAAUAUCGUCCGCGCAUUGACCUGUAAAUAUACCCAAUGAUUUUGAGGCAGCCCUUUAUUUGUGUUACGUUUUAUUAUUUAUUUUGUUUCUUUUUCUGAGUCUUUGCGUUGAAAGACGCUGUCUCAAAAUUUCUUAUGUAUAGAUUAUGGGUGAUAGUCACUUGGAGAGAGCAUUAUUUAUUUCAUAUUUAUUAAAUCUACAUAACGCUGGUAUUUAUGAGUGAGUAUGUACUGAGAUGAACAAUCAAAAGAGUUCACCUUCUCGCUUAUGUUUUUAAUACCACGAAGCUAUUAAAGAAUGAUUUACACCUGAUGUACAAAACCACCUCUAUGGCAGUCAAAUAAAAGCCUGAAAUAAUAUCAAGUUGGUCCAUUAGAAUAUACAGUAUUGAACACUGAUCAUAAAUCAAAUUGAUCCGAAAUGAGGUGACAUAAAUUCUUGUUUUUGAAGUAAAAAGGUAUGAGAAUUUUAGAGAAACCAACAAAUGUAUGACUAACAUACAUGUGUAUAUGUAUUAAUAAUAGUACUGUUGACAUAAAUAAUAUAAAGACAGUUUCUUCACUAAGUUAUUUUGCACAUUUUUGAGAAUACGUAUGUACAUACUCAGUACUUAAAAAAAAUUAUUAAUGCACUAAUUUUCUCAGCACCGAUUUUCUGUUGCAUUUUUUUAUGUAUAAUAUAUUAAAUUUAUAAUAGUAUGGCAUCUUCUACUGGGUCAUAACUUAAUGUGAUUGUAAAUUUGAUCUCCAAAGCCAGUUAGGCUUAAUGAGUAAUGGUAAAGCAAGUAUGCAAAUGUCCCAAUUGCAAUGUUUUGAUUAAUCGAUCAAUCAUUUUGGACCGCAAUAAUGUAAAUAGUAAAAAAUCUGUAUUUGUAGGUACAGAAGCAAAUUACUUGUUUUACCAUUAUUUAUCUUGUAUAUAAAUCACUGUAUUUUUUUCAUGAACAAGAUAUGUAAGCACCAUCAGACUCCUGAGGGAGCCCGCAUCCUCGACCUGUCUGUGUUAAAUCAUUGUGUGCAAUCAACAUUUUCAAGAUAUACAUAUAUUCUAAAAGUAUGAUGUUCAUAUUAAUACAGUGAUUGAUGUUAAUAUAUAUUUCGUUUAAGUUGUACAGUAAGGCCGAGACAAGUUUUCGCAAUUUUGUAUUUCAGUCGUAUAGGAGAUAGGAGUAUAAACAUAUGUAUUAUGAGUGCCUGCAUCUAAAUCAGUACGAAAAUGACGAAAUGAUGAAGAUUAUUCGUCACUUGAAUUGCUUUAUGUACAGAUACUUAAUUUUCUACGUUAUCAAGUGCAGGUUUAUCAUAUUCACUUGUAUAAAAAUAUUUUUUUAAAUUUUGACUAUAGAAUUUUUUUUGUAAAAAAGUAAACUUUUUUCUAUGAUA